Messenger RNA from Euleptes europaea (tarantolino), 2468 nucleotides. RefSeq names its product solute carrier family 2 member 9 (gene SLC2A9). Gene Ontology annotation, biological process: monosaccharide transmembrane transport. Bases 1 to 2463 code for a protein of 820 amino acids. The record is from RefSeq and is a predicted model, not a curated record. Gene Ontology annotation, cellular component: membrane. NCBI's taxonomy places the organism in Eukaryota, Metazoa, Chordata, Lepidosauria, Squamata, Sphaerodactylidae. Gene Ontology annotation, molecular function: hexose transmembrane transporter activity. The transcript has 14 exons.
AUGAAGGCUUUCCCUAUCUGUAUCGUGUUCCUGGGACUCAAAUGCUGCUGCUCAGCUGAGUACCAGAAGUACUAUUCCUUCCAUGCAAGCACAUGCUCAGAGGUGGUUCACAUGUGCAAGCAAAGCUCUUCCCUGCCACUCUGCCAUUCCCUGGUGUGCCCGGGUUCUGGCAUUCAGGAGCAGUCUCUUGGGAACAAGCCCAUCCAUUAUCCAACCGCCGCCGCCCCCCUUCGCAAGCAGCAAUCCCCCGACCCACCCCUCCGGCCGUCCACGGGGCCGCGUUGCACAAGGCGCGGCGCCCGACACGUGCGCGCGAACAAGCGGCGCCUUGUUGGGCCGGCCGGGCGGGCGGCCAAGCGCGACAGGCGAGCCCGCUCCGCCGGGGGGAUUCCCCGGCUGGUCCGGCCCGCCCCCUCGGCUCGGCUCGCCCAGCCAAAACCCCGCCGCCGGCAGCCGGAGCCCAGGCGCGGCGCGCGGAAAGCCCGGCGCGGGACCCUGCUGGCCGGCCCCGGCGGCUCCUUCUCGCUGGCCCGGAGCCCUCCGCCCGCCCCUCCGUCCGUGCCUGGCCUGGCCUGGCCCGCCCGUGGGGGCGGAGGGAGGCGGCCUCCCGCCAUGGCCAAGCUGGUGCCGCUGCUCCCGGCGGAGCGCAAGGGAGGCGAGCCCGUAAGUAGCCGGGCGGCGGCUCAAGUCCCCCCGGCUCCCGGAGCGCGGAGGGGGGCUCGGCACUCUGGGGACGGGGCGUCAGGGGAAACGCGCUUUGCACCUGCGCAGGAACCCGCCGCCCGGCUUUUGCCUGCGGGCCCCCCGCAAGGGAGCGAGGCUCCGCAGAGGCGCGCCCUCGGCUCCGGCGGGCCUGGGGGGCGGGGCGCCGGGCGCCGGAGCGGGGCACGACAGGACAGGACAGGACAGGACAGCAUUUCUGUAUUGAUUCCAUUUCAGGAUUGGUCGGCCAGCCUUAUUGUUGCUGCUUUGGCCGGGGCCUUUGGAUCCUCCUUUUUGUAUGGCUACAAUCUGUCGGUAGUAAAUGCACCAGCCAAGCAUAUCAAGAGCUUUUACAAUGAGACUUGGGAAAGAAGAUAUAACCAAUCUAUCACCGAGGACUCAGUGACCCUGCUGUGGACUAUAUCAGUUUCUAUUUUUGCCAUUGGUGGACUUAUUGGUGCUUUGAUUGUUACUCCAGCUGUCAAAUAUUUUGGUCGAAAACGUACACUCCUUCUAAAUAAUGUAUUUGCCAUUGUGGCUGCAUUUUUAAUGGCAUUUUCUCGACUGGCAGGAUCCCUCGAAAUGGUUAUUCUGGGACGAUUCGUAAUGGGCAUUGAUGGAGGUAUAUCUCUCAGUGCUCUCCCCAUGUAUUUGAGUGAAAUUUCACCCAAACAAAUCCGUGGAUCCUUAGGGCAAGUUACAGCCAUUCUCAUCUGUGUUGGUGUCUUUGCGGGACAAGUUUUGGGGCUACCUGAAAUAUUUGGGAAGGAGUUCUUCUGGCCUUUCUUGUUUGGGAUGAUCGUUGUUCCAUCAGCCGUUCAAGUUGUGAUCUUGCCUUUUCUUCCAGAAAGCCCUCGGUACCUGCUGCUUGAAAAGCAUGACACAAAAGCAGCAGAGAAAGCAUUUCAGACCUUCCGUGGGAAAUCUGAUGUGUCGUAUGAAAUCGAAGAAGUUUUGGAAGAGAGUCGGGUGCAGAGGAACAUCCAGGCGGCCUCGAUCAUUCAGCUUUUGCGUGACAGGAGCAAGCGCUGGCAGGUCCUGACUGUCGUCGUCACCAUGGCCUGCUACCAGCUCUGCGGCCUGAAUGCUAUUUGGUACUACACCAAUGACAUUUUCCUGGGAGCAGGGCUCAGUAAAGAGAUGAUCCCGUACGUCACCUUAAGCACAGGAGGGGUUGAGAUUCUGGCUGCUGUUUUCUCCGGCUUAGUGAUAGAACGGCUUGGGCGUAGACCUCUUCUCAUCGGGGGAUUUGGCUUGAUGAUUCUCUUCUUCAUAAUACUCACUGUGUGCAUGACUUUGCAGAAUCAAGCAGAAUGGCUCCGCUACCUCAGUAUAUUCUGCAUUCUUGCUAUAAUUGCAUCAUUUUGCAUCGGACCAGGUGGGAUCCCUUUCGUCCUGACGGGGGAGUUCUUUCCCCAGUCGCAAAGACCUGCUGCCUUUAUGAUUGCUGGGAUAAUCAACUGGCUCUCCAAUUUUGCAGUUGGACUUCUUUUCCCUUACAUUCAGAGUGGCCUGCAGACUUACUGCUUCUUGGUGUUUGCAGCCGUCUGUCUGGCUGGAGCCACCUUCCUCUUUUUCGUCCUUCCCGAAACAAAAAACAAAACGCUCCUUGAAAUCAAUCAAGCAUUUGCCAAAAAGAAGGCGUCUUCAGAAGUGCGUGAGAUGGACCAGUUCGCAGCCACAAGAAAAUCGAGUGGCGGACAAGAGCCUCCCUUCUCUUCUGCGCUGGACAAUGGGGAAACCAAAGCCAGAAUAUGUUAAACCCU